Erigeron canadensis is the source of this 1398-nucleotide messenger RNA. RefSeq names its product UDP-glycosyltransferase 76B1-like. Lineage: Eukaryota; Viridiplantae; Streptophyta; Magnoliopsida; Asterales; Asteraceae. The record is from RefSeq and is a predicted model, not a curated record. The transcript has 2 exons. Gene Ontology annotation, molecular function: UDP-glycosyltransferase activity. The coding region runs from base 1 to 1398 and encodes 465 amino acids.
AUGGAAGAAGAUCAACAAACCAAUCCUAGAUCGUCACAAAUUUGCCAAAGAGUAAUAUUGUUUCCAUUGCCUUACCAAGGUCAUCUUACUCCUAUGUUUCGACUAGCAUAUAUUCUUCAUACUCAAGGUUUUAAAAUAACAAUCAUACACCCUCAACAAUUCUCUCCUAAUCAAUCAAACUAUCCUCACUUCACUUUCAAGUCCAUUUCUGAUGGAUUUUCUGAUAUCCAAAGUUAUAUGCCUGAGCAACCAGACGCAAGUUUUUUCAUUAACUAUCUUAAUAACAACUGUAUAAAUUCGUUCAGGGAUUGCUUGGCUGAAUUGUUGGCCGAUCACAAUGAGCCACCAGUGGCCUGUUUGAUCACGGACGCUGAAUACUACUUAGCCCAGGACGUGGCUAACUCUUUGAAAGUCCCUCGGUUGGUGUUUUGGCCAUGCACUAUUGUUGCGGUCCUUGUGUAUAGGGAUUUAUCUUUUUUCUAUGAUAAGGGUUACUUCAACCUUACAAGAAAAGAUCCAGAGUUUGAAACACGGGUGCCUAAAUAUCCUGCUUUAAAAAUCAAAGACAUUGUGAAGAUUGCAACUAACCCGAAAGAUUUAGGGGAAUUUCAAACCAAUGUGGUUAAGCAAAUAAAAGCAUCAUCAGGAAUCAUUUGGAAUUCCUUCAUACAACCAGAAGAACCUAUACUUGAAAACCUUAGACAAGAUUUUUCGGUUCCAAUAUUCACUUUAGGCCCACUUCAGAUGUAUUUUCCAGCUUCCAUAAGCAACCUGCUUGAACAAGACCGUUCUUUUUUUUCAUGGCUGGAUGCUCAAGCACCCAAGUCUGUGAUAUACGUAAGUUUUGGGAGCAUUGCACGUAUAAGCCAGUCAGAGUUUCAAGAAGUGGCUCAUGGGUUAGCCAACACGGGUUUUCCAUUCUUGUGGGUAGUUCGACCAGGGAUGGUUAAAGGUUCAGAAUGGCUCGAGUGGUUGCCAGAGAAUUUCCUAGAGAAAGUAGCAGGUAAGGGACGCAUAGUGAAAUGGUGUCCGCAGGAUGAAGUUCUAGCACAUCCCGCGACAGGGUGUUUUUGGACUCACAGUGGAUGGAAUUCAACAUUAGAGAGCAUAUGCAUAGGAGUUCCUAUGAUUUGUUCACCUUGUGUUGUCGGGCAACCCAUAGUUGCAAGAUAUGUAUGUGAUGUUUGGAAGAUCGGCAUUUUGUUGGAAAAUGGGCUUGAAAGGAUGAGUAUUGAGAGAGCAAUUAAACGAGUGAUGCUAGAUAAAGAAGGUGAAGGGAUGCGGCAAAGAAUAAGCCGUUUGAAGGAAGAGGUAACCAUCUCUUUCAAAGAAGGUGGAUCAUCACAUAUGUCGCUAAAGAGUUUGAUUUAUUAUAUAUCAUCACUUCAAUUUCUCUAA